Magnolia sinica is the source of this 2311-nucleotide messenger RNA. RefSeq lists its product as uncharacterized. Gene Ontology annotation, molecular function: exopolyphosphatase activity. The transcript has 9 exons. Gene Ontology annotation, cellular component: cytoplasm. The record is from RefSeq and is a predicted model, not a curated record. NCBI's taxonomy places the organism in Eukaryota, Viridiplantae, Streptophyta, Magnoliopsida, Magnoliales, Magnoliaceae. The coding region runs from base 16 to 1878 and encodes 620 amino acids.
AAGGCCGCUAAAACCAUGCAGAAGAAACCUGCCGAGAACAAGCGACCGCAGCCGCCGAGCCGCGUAGAGCCCGCUCCAGAUCUUACGGACUUCAUGAAUGAUUGGUUCUUCGGGAGCGUGCCCGUGGACCCUACAAGAACUUAUAACUUGACAGGUGGACAUUUGAACGAAGAAGAAGAAGAGGAAGGAGAAGAUGAUUAUUACGAGGGGCCGAGGAGUGGCACCAGUAGUAAACUAACUCAGGAGUGGCUUGAAGAAGCCAAACGCAUGGUUGCUAUGUCUCCCGGUCGGCAUGAAUCACCUUCUCGGCUCGUUGGUUCCCCUAGGUUCGCUGCAGCAAAAGCGAGCGCUUCAUUGGCGUUCAUUGAGCGGCGUGACCCGCUGUCAAGAUCAGCGAGGAGGCAUAGAUCCGGGGAAAGCUUUAGCGGAGAAAUCCUCUCGAAAACAGUGAAACAUGGUAGAAAUAGGUCGGAGACCUUCGAACCACAACAGCUAAAUCGACAAACCAGCGAUAAAUUGCCUGCUUCUUCUGUCCAGCAAUGGUUUUCCAACGUAUUAAAACUCGACUCAAAGCAGCAACAACAGCAACAGCAGCAACAACCACAACAGCAAGAAGACUCGUUGGAUGAGUACAAUCCAGCAGUCCAGCAGCUGCGUCCACCGAGACAGGCCAUCCGUCGAAAAUCCCGAUUCCAAGAUGACAUCUCAGACCAACAAACUGCUGCCAGGCCCGUCUUAUCAAGAAGGACAUUUAGGGCUGGUGCACCUGACCCUGAAAAUCCGCUCCUUUCCCCGCCCAAGAAUCUCGUUGAGUCUACUCACCGGCGGUCGAUUUCAUCGUCCACGUGCUCGCUCGACAAGCUGUCCAGGCCAGACGCCGAUGUCGUGAAAGAAGGACCGAAGCCAGGCUCGGACGAAGAAGUUGGAGUUGGACGGUUGAAUUCGUUUCUCAAGGAUCAAAGGGCCAAGAUUGGGAUGAUUUCCAGUGGAGAGGUCUCCGCCAAGGCCAGGAUCAUUCUCUCUGGAUCUUCCAACAGCACGAGUUCCAUGGUGGCUGCAAUUUGUUAUGCGUGGCUGUUGGAAAACAAGGAGGAUGAGGAGGAAGGUUGGAGUGUGGUGGUUCCUGUGAUGAAUAUGAAGAGAGGGAGGAUGUGGAAGCAAAGGCAAGCUGCUUGGCUUCUCCACCAUGUAGGGAUUGAUGCUACUGCUAUACUCUUCUCUAACGAGGUGGAUCUGGAGAGUCUGGUUAUGGCCAAGCAACUCAGUGUCCUGGUCAUUGGACAAGAUGUUCUCAGAAAGAACGGCGAGGUGGGAUCGCAAUGCACUAUUCUCACAGAUAAUUACUGUGAAGAUGCUUAUGAACUACUUCAGACGCCUUAUUUGAAAACACUAUUGCUUGCAGGUAUUCUUUUAGAUACACAGAAUUUGAAUGCUACAGCUAAAUUCUCAUCAAAUAAAGACGCAGAAGCAGUACAGUUGCUGCUAGUUGGAUCUUCCCCAAAUCAAAGAUUCGAACUUUAUGACCAACUGAUGCAAGAUCAGCAAGAGAACUCUUUUCUUGAAGCUCUGUCAUACAAUUAUGUGAAGCCGUCAAAUGAGAGUGACGAUGAGAAUGAAGCACCUACGGAGCAUAGGGUUCCAGUGAGAAAGUCAACCUCCAGUCCACAGCAAGACAUCAACACAAGAGCUUCUAAUAUAAUCCCAACUGAUACAGAGAACAUAAAGAUCCAGGCAGUUUCACCAAAAUCAGCUGCAGCUAGAAAGAAGCCAUCGGCAGCAACAGUUCCGGUUCCAACCCCUACGCAGGCAGCUGGACCUGCUCCUCGUGGCAAGAACAAGUUCUUUUUGGCUAAAUGGUUUGGCUUAGGUUCAAAAUAGGAGGAAAGGCUUUUCAACACUUGAGAUUGAUGGCCGAAAUGGUGAGCUGAACAUAGAUGAUCAUGGAAGUGAGUUUCCUCUAAAUUAAGGGCGGGAAAGCUGCAUCAUGCAAUAACUCAUGUUAUUGUGUCAUUGCAACAUCCCUCUUGGUUCGUCAGUUAUCAGGCUGCUGUUUCUCAAUCUUUAAAGGCAAUGAUAUAGUGCAAGUCCCGAUUAUUUUGAUCUCAUUUCAAUUAUACUGAAAGUGGUCAUGGUUGUUAAUUCUUAAUUUGUUUUUCUUUUCCAAACAAUAAGAUGGAGAGUUGUUAGUGGUAGCCCUGCUUUUUAGUGUGUCUAGGUGGAAUAGAACAAACUAGGACGUUGGUUAUUAUUUUAUUUUAUGUUUGUGUUUACGAAAGAACAUUAUUGAAGUAGAUACUUUUGAUUCCUUUGA